Molecule: messenger RNA, 1413 nt
Organism: Aureobasidium musti
Lineage: Eukaryota; Fungi; Ascomycota; Dothideomycetes; Dothideales; Saccotheciaceae
Source: the annotation of a GenBank genome assembly
AUGCCGGAAUUGUUACAACUUCCCCCGGAGCUGCUGGAACGAAUCGUUGAAUUCGUCGCUAUUAGUGUACCAACUGUUGGGGAUGACCCCUACGACUAUGAGGAGGAGAACAAGUACAAGGCCAUCAACGAUCCAGCGUUUUCGAGCUGGAGCCGUCCUUACAACAAAUUUGCUGUAACGCCACGGCCAGAUGUAUCCAGCCUGCAAAGUCUGCGCCUCACCUCAAGACACUUCUCUCACGCAUGGGCAACGCAUCUGUAUCGUUGUGUACGACUAAUGCCCAAUCAGGGAUCUGCUUCCCGGUACAACAAGAUCCUAGCUACUCCUAGUUUGGCUCAACUGACCAAGUUGGUCGUUUGCCCAACCCUCACCCACGUGGAGAUGGUCUUUUCGAUCCAGUGCGUUGGCCCAUCAGGAUUUGACGAUGGCAACUACCCGGAGGAUGUCGAAUUUCGAGAAGAAGUCUUGAGUGCUUUUUAUGCUGGUCUCAACCAUCCCAAACAUCCUGCCGCCAAGGUAUACGAUCUGGGCAUCAAGAACUUGCAAGAUCUAACCCCGCAAGUUCUGAUGGAUAGCGCUGAGGACAAGGACACUGGGUUCAACAAGGACUUUCAGCAGGUCAUGUCACGGAUCACACACUUCAGCCUCCAGGUGGCUACAGAAGAUAACGAACACUCGCCAGAAAUUGAAUUGCAUGUUCCUGAGAUUCAUGACUUCUUUGGUCACGAAUUGGAAACUUACUGGCUCGCGCCCAUCGCCGACAAUCUUGUCUAUCUCAAGCUCUAUACCAGCGAGAUGCCUUUUGGCAUGUACCCCAAGUGCAAUCUUCCAAAGUUGCCCAAACUGCGCAAACUGCUUCUUGGAAAUCUCAGCAUUGUGAAUGACGAUCUGAUCGACUGGAUCCUCAGCCACGCGGCAACCCUCGAGGAACUGACCUUGGAUGCUGCAAUAAUAGCUGUCGGCGCUGAAUUCAUCGAACAGAGCGUUGAUAUAGCCAAUCGACGCGUCAACUACCUACCACUCAGGAUAGAAGAGGGCCGUCCUUGUUAUCGACCACAACCACAAGCAUACACAGAACAGAGAUGGUUCUGGUCAACGCGCUGGCACCACAUUUUCAAUCGCUUCCAGCAUGGUCUGCCUCAUUUGAAGCAUUUCGCCUUUGGUCAUGGAAACCGGGGAGAAAAUGCAUCCUUCGAUGAAGCAGAAGCCUUGACCUGUGAACUCGAGGAUGGCAGAUAUCAGUUUUAUGACGAAGGUACCGGUCCUUGUAACUGGCUUGACCUCGACCGUCACAACACAGUAAACGAUCAUCGGUUGAAGGAUGAGGACAAUGUUGUAUAUCAACCUGAAUGCGACGAGGAGGACUGGCAAGCGCUGAAAGACCUCCUCCACGAGUUGGAGAAGCCACGAUGA